Hemiscyllium ocellatum (epaulette shark) is the source of this 2955-nucleotide messenger RNA. It is a transcript of the gene kif28, whose product is annotated as kinesin family member 28. NCBI's taxonomy places the organism in Eukaryota, Metazoa, Chordata, Chondrichthyes, Orectolobiformes, Hemiscylliidae. Gene Ontology annotation, biological process: cytoskeleton-dependent intracellular transport; microtubule-based movement. Gene Ontology annotation, molecular function: ATP binding; microtubule motor activity; microtubule binding. The record is from RefSeq and is a predicted model, not a curated record. Gene Ontology annotation, cellular component: microtubule; kinesin complex. The transcript is spliced from 22 exons.
AUGAACAGGAAAGGUUUGGAGAGAAAUGGGCUAAGCACAGCUGGGGAAAUGAAGGAAAGACAAAAAAUGCUGAGUGCCGACAGUGUGCAAGUGGCAGUCCGUGUUCGGCCCUUUAACCAGAUGGAGAAAGAUGCGGGAAGCUGUUGCAUUAUUUCCAUGGUUUUAAACAGUAUCACAGUUUGUCAUCCAAGAAAUCGGAACAACACAAAAACCUUUUUAUUUGACCUGUCCUACUGGUCACACAAUGGAUUUAUCAAAAACAAGGAAGGAAUUCUUAUUCCAGAUGGACCUGCGAGCAAAUAUGCAGACCAGAAAAGAGUAUUUGAUGAUCUUGGCCAAGAAAUGUUGAAUAAUGCAUGGAAGGGAUACAACGCCACUCUACUAGCCUAUGGUCAGACAGGCUCAGGAAAGAGCUACUCUAUGAUUGGUUAUGGUCCAGAUAGAGGGAUAAUCCCAUUGACAUGCGAUGGGUUGUUCAAAAUAAUUCAUCAAAAUCAAGAACCUGAUAAACAGUACCAGAUUUAUUUCAGCAUGUUGGAAAUCUACAAUGAAAAGGUGGUAGACUUGUUAGCCAAGAGUAAACAGCCUAGAGAUCUAAAAGUGCGAGAAAGCCCCCAAAGGGGCUUCUAUGUGGAAAAUCAAAUGUUGGUGCCUUGUGAAAGCUAUGAGCAAAUCCAACAGUUGCUGAAGGAAGGCAAUACAAAGAGAAUCACAAGGUCCACCAGCAUCAAUGCGGUCAGCAGUCGUUCACACUUGAUCACCACCAUCCGAUUCAAACAGGUAAUGAUCAACAGCAGCCGGUACCACCUCACGAAACAGUCUGACAUCAGUUUGGUAGAUUUGGCUGGCAGUGAAAGGCAGAAAUCCUCUGGUUCUGAGGGAGACCGGCUGAGAGAGGGAACUGCUAUCAAUCUCAGCUUAACUACGUUGGGCAACGUCAUCAGUGCUUUAGCAGAAAUAGCCAUGGGGAAGAAGGUGUUGCAUGUGCCAUAUAGAAACUCCACACUGACCAAACUGCUGCAAUCAGCUCUGGGAGGAAACAGUAAGACAAGGAUGAUUGCGACAGUCAGUCCAGCUGACAUCUGCUACGAGGAAACACUUUCAACAUUACGUUACGCUGAAAGGACUAAGAACAUCCAGAACAAGGCGGUGAUAAAUGAAAAUCCAACAGAAAGACUCAUACUGGAGCUGAGGGCAGAGAACGCCAAGCUGCAGUCAACGAUCACCAAGAUUAGAUACGCUGGACUAAAGGGAGAGGAAGAAAUGAAGUUACGACAGUCACUGGCUGAGAAUGAACGGCAAAUGGCAGAGAUUCAGACUUCUUGGGAGGAGCAACUCGAGAAAGCACAGCAAGAAUGGGAACAGAAAUACAAAACUCUAACACAGGAAAGGCGUAUGAUUCAGAUGUUCCCCUAUCUGGUGAAUGUCAAUGUGGACCCUCAGCUCUCUGGCUUUGUCCACCUCUUCAUCCAAGAAGGAGAGACUGUCAUUGGACAAUCUGCACGAUUCCCACAGGCCAUUGUUAUUAAAGGUUUCGGUGUUGCUGAUAAACAUGCCAUCAUCACAAAUCUCGAUAAUAAAGUAAUACUGGAGCCAUGUGGACAAGCUAAAGUGAUUUUAAAUGGAGUCCUUCUCCUUACCAAAGUUCCACUUAAACACUUGGAUAGACUCAUUCUGGGAUCCAACAGCACGUACCUCUACAUAGGAUUUCCUUGUGAGCGGAAUGGUGAGGACAUGAGCAAAUAUGACUAUGACUUCUUCCAGUCAGAGCUGGCAGCAGUAGAAGGUUUUGACAGAGAUGCUCUUGGUAAGCAGGUAAAGCCAGGAUUAUAGAACAAGAAAGUGGACCCGAGCGUGCUUGCUGUGUUCCUCGAUUACAUCAGGGUGAAGCCUCUGGUGGCGGAAGCAAACCAGAUCAGUGAGGAGUUAAGUAAGGAUCUCAAAUUUGAAUUGGAAGUGAAGAACUUGGCAUUAACAGACUCCAGGGGCCAUGACCUGGUGAAGGAGGUGAUAGUGAAGGUGACAAAUAAAACGACUCAUCAGGUAUGGGUCUGGUCAAAAGCUAAGUUUGUGAACAGGAAGUUCAUCAUGGAGGACAUAUAUCAGCAUUUCAUCGAUGGAGAGACCAUUUCUCUGGAUAGAGAGAGUGAUCCAUUCUGGGACCCUAUUGAUGCAGUCCAUUUAGGAACUGCAUAUGUCUGGCUUCAAUCUCUCAACUAUUGUAUUCCACUGGAAGAACAUGUGGAGUUUCACAAUUCGCAAGGUGAAGAAGAGGCCGUUUUACAGAUGAAUCUGGUGCCAUGCACUCCAACUGGACAACCUCUGAGUGAAGAUGAGAUCCUCAUUGACCCCACAGAGAUGGUGGGCCAGAGGUUGGAUUUUCAAGUUCAGAUUAAGCAAUGCUUGGGAAUCAGAUGGUUGAAGCAGAAUAGCAUGAGAGGAAUUCAGAUUCAAUUUUCUGUCCAAUUGCAGGAAAUAGACGAUGACCAGCUCUCGGAGCUUUACAUCAAGUUAUCGAAGUUGGAGCAAGAGAUUGAACUUCUGAGAGAUGUCAACAGAACCUUAAGAAAAGACAACGCCUCCAUUAAGAGCACUUUAAGGAAAAUGAGUGAUGCCUCAAGGCCCGAUGAGAAGUCUUUCCACCGAAAGAACGCAGAAGCCUUUGGCAGUAAGGGUACACCCAAGGCCAGUUAUGAAGUUGACUUUGCCAAGGCUCUGAAAACAUUUUACCAAAGCAUGAACAGGGUACGGAACCAACUGCUAGGAUUGAGGCGCCAUCGACCACCGGGUGAUGAUGACGUUGGAACACUGCGAUUGUACCUGGACAACCAAACUCGGAUGAUAAGGGAUUUUGGUGACUCUCUGGAAUUGUGCAUGAACACUCUGAAGAAUGAUGUCAGUCUCAUUGUUAAAAAAAAGAAGGGGCACAACCUGUGGGGAUCUGUGACCAAGUGA